Messenger RNA from Theileria equi strain WA, 1063 nucleotides. RefSeq names its product pre-mRNA processing factor, putative. The transcript has 8 exons. Gene Ontology annotation, biological process: generation of catalytic spliceosome for second transesterification step; RNA splicing. Gene Ontology annotation, cellular component: U2-type post-spliceosomal complex; U5 snRNP; U4/U6 x U5 tri-snRNP complex. Lineage: Eukaryota; Apicomplexa; Aconoidasida; Piroplasmida; Theileriidae. The record is from RefSeq and is a predicted model, not a curated record. Bases 49 to 1050 code for a protein of 333 amino acids.
CAGGGUAAAUUUAUGUGAUUCAUUAACAAAUGAUGAAUUUUAUAUAAUAUGGAUAAAUUAUUUUCUGCAAUAAAUCAGAAGAAACAAAGCUUACGAGACCUGAAAGGAGACCACAAAAGAUGGAUACACCGAGCUGAAGAAGUUGAAAAACAAAAACUAGAUGCUAAAAGGGAUAUUGAACAGCGGAAUGAAGCAAAGAGAAAGUGUUUAGACGAGCGAUUGCAGAAACUAGAGACUUUUUACAAUGUUUCAACACAAAAUAAAAGUGAUUCUGAUGAAUCAUUAAAGAAACCAAGCGAUAUAUCUACUUAUGAACUUAUUCGCCGUCUAAGAAAGUUAAGACAACCAGCAAUCAUUUUUGGUGAAACAUAUGAAGAAAGAUGUGAGAGAUUCUACCAAAAUGAAAUCGAGGUGGAAAAAGUAGAAUCUAGCCAAAAUAUAUAUGUGGAUACUAUGAUGGGAAGGCACAAUGAUAUAACAUCCAAAUAUAUAAGUAAAAAAGGAAGCAAAAUUUAUGAUUUCUUCGAGGAUUAUAAAGAUCUGCCUAAAGAUUCUAAACAUUACAGAAUAUUUAACUGGGUAGUAGAAAUGCUAAAGAUGUGGGAAGAUGAACUAACAAACACGAGAGACAAGCUUAUUGAAAAAGGUGAUACACUUGGAGCAAAGAGAAAAGAAGCCAUGUUGGUUCAAACAAAGAAAGAUAUCAAACCACUACUCAAAUUACUAAAAUCGCAAAAACUAGAAAUUGACACACUAGACAAACUUUUCAGAAUCGUAGAAUGCUGUGAAAUGGGAGAAUAUAAAGAUGCCCAUGAUGCUUAUAUGCUACUUGCCAUUGGCAAUGCCGCCUGGCCAAUGGGUGUUACUAUGGUUGGUAUCCACGAACGUGCUGGAAGAUCCAAAAUUUUCACAUCUGAAGUCGCACAUAUAUUGAAUGACGAAACUACAAGGAAAUAUAUACAAAUGUUCAAAAGAUUGAUCUCAUUUUCACAGAGCAAAUGUGCAACAGACCCCUCCAAGCAGGUUCAAAUUUCCACAAUACACAUAUAAUCUAAACAGUAUA